UUUGACUUCGAACACAUAAGCAACCAUGUCGGCUUCUAGCGCGUUUCAGUCCAGCAAAAUUGUACCAGAUGUCAUCCCAUCACCACCCGCAAAAACUAUCACGCUGAAAUAUCCGAGUGGCGCGCAAGCUCAGCUUGGUAAUGAACUGACUCCAACCCAAGUGAAAGAUCAACCUACUGUCUCGUACGAAGCCGACCCUAACGCGUACUACACCCUCGUCUUUACAGACCCAGACAAUUACGAUGGUCCCGAACUGGUAUACCGUGAAUGGCACCAUUGGUUGGUGGUAAACAUCCCCGGUAGUGACGUAGCGUCUGGGGAAGUCCUCUCUGGUUAUAUUGGAUCUGGGCCUCCGGAAGGCACCGGUAUCCACAGAUACGUCUACAUUCUGUAUAAGCAGCCGAAGAAAUUGAGUUUCGAUGAGAAGAGACUUAGUAACAAAUCCAUUGAAGGCAGAGCCGCGUUUUCCACCAAGAAGUUCGCUGAGAAAUACAACCUGGGAACCCCCGUCGCCGGCAACUUCUACCGCGCACAGUUCGACGACUAUGUGCCACUUCUAUACAAGAGCUUGGGGGCUUAAAAUCUAGACACGAUUGCACCAGGUUUCAUGAAAUGAUAUUAUAUUUAUUACUUACAACAGUUACAUAUGGACAGGUAUAUUGUUUGAACAGUUUGACAAAGUAUGGUGUGCAAAUAUCGCUUUAUUUUAUUUAUUUUUUGAACAUAUUGACAAUGUUUUUGUGUAAUUUAUACGUUAUUAAAAGUU
Molecule: messenger RNA, 766 nt
Organism: Zerene cesonia (dogface butterfly)
Lineage: Eukaryota; Metazoa; Arthropoda; Insecta; Lepidoptera; Pieridae
Product: phosphatidylethanolamine-binding protein homolog F40A3.3-like
Exons: 5
Coding region: 26-580 (184 amino acids)
Source: RefSeq, a predicted model, not a curated record